Messenger RNA from Durio zibethinus, 4349 nucleotides. RefSeq lists its product as uncharacterized. Lineage: Eukaryota; Viridiplantae; Streptophyta; Magnoliopsida; Malvales; Malvaceae. Gene Ontology annotation, molecular function: protein kinase activity; protein binding; ATP binding. The record is from RefSeq and is a predicted model, not a curated record. Gene Ontology annotation, biological process: protein phosphorylation.
AUGAACACCAUGAAAAAGGAUUUCUCCAUUCUCCUUCUAAUUAUAAUCUUUUUAACAUGUUGUGCAUUUGCUUCUGUUUUCUGUCUAAACCAAGAUUUAUCAAUCCUUGUGGAUGUAAGGAGGUCGUUUGUAGAAGACCCUGAAAAUGUUCUGCAUGACUGGUCCUCCAAAACCAACCCCAAUUUCUGUACAUGGACAGGAGUCACUUGUGGUUUCACCUCCCCGGCAAACUCAGUUCAUGUAGUGAGUCUAAACCUUUCCGGAUUCUCACUCGGUGGGUCAAUAUCACCCUCGCUUGGUCGUUUACAAAACCUAAUCCAUCUUGAUCUUUCCUCUAAUCGCCUUACGGGCCCCAUCCCAACCACCCUCUCUAACCUUUCUUCCUUGGAAUCUUUGCUUCUAUUCUCCAACGAACUCUCUGGUCCCAUCCCACCUCAGCUGGGUUCACUUAGCAGUCUCCGAGUCAUGCGAAUUGGUGACAAUGGACUCACGGGUCCCAUUCCUUCCACAUUUGCCAGCCUCGUCAACUUGGUAACACUUGGCUUAGCCUCAUGCGGUCUCACAGGCCCAAUUCCCCCUCAACUGGGGCACCUCGCCCGACUUGAGAACUUGAUUCUGCAGGAUAAUCAACUUGAGGGUCCUAUCCCACCUCAGCUGGGGAAUUGUUCAAGCCUCAACGUAUUCACUGCAGCUUUCAACAACCUCAAUGGAUCCAUCCCAGCGGAAUUGGGUCGUCUCAAGGGCCUUCAAAUUCUCAAUUUGAUUAGCAACAGUCUAUCAGGGGAGAUUCCGAGUCAACUAGGUGAAUUGAGUAAAGUCGUUUAUCUCAGCUUUAUGGGUAACCAUCUUGAAGGUACAAUCCCAAAGUCAUUAGCGAACUUGGUCAAUCUUCAGAAUCUUGAUUUGUCAUUAAACAAGCUCACCGGAGGCAUUCCGGAAGAAUUAGGCAAGAUGACUAAGCUGGUGUACUUGGUUUUAUCGAACAACAAUCUUUCAGGUCCAAUUCCAAGAAAUAUAUGUUCCAACACUAGCAUUAUGGAGCAUCUAAUCCUUUCAGAAGUUCAACUUUUGGGUGAAAUUCCGGUGGAAUUGAGAAGCUGUCGAUCAUUGAAGCAGCUUGAUUUGUCCAACAAUACGCUAAAUGGGUCAAUACCGGUAGAGCUUUAUGAGCUGGUUGAAUUGACCGAUCUCUAUCUCCACAACAACACCUUGGUUGGUUCAAUUUCUCCAUUCAUAGCAAACCUCAGCAACAUGCAGACGCUUGCACUGUUUCACAACAAUUUGGAGGGCAACCUGCCUAGGGAAAUCGGAAUGCUGAGUAAACUUGAAAUCUUUUAUCUCUAUGAAAAUCAGCUAUCUGGGGACAUCCCUUCGGAGAUCGGUAAUUGUUCAAGCUUGAAAAUGAUUGACUUCUUUGGCAAUCGUUUUACUGGGGAGAUUCCCGUUACUAUUGGCAGACUCAGGGAGCUGCAUCUUCUUCAUCUGAGGCAAAAUGAGCUUGUGGGUGAAAUUCCAGCCACAAUGGGUAACUGCCAUCAACUAACUAUCCUGGACUUAGCAGACAAUCGCCUAUCUGGUGCCAUUCCCACGAGUUUCGGGUUUCUUCAAGCCCUGGAGCAGCUCAUGCUUUACAACAAUUCACUUGAAGGUAAUCUCCCCGCUCCAUUGACCAAUUUAGCGAACCUAACAAGAGUCAAUCUCUCAAAAAACAAAAUGAAUGGCAGCAUUGCUGCAUUGUGUAGUUCCCGUUCUUUGCUUUCUUUUGAUGUAACAAACAAUGCAUUUGAUGGUGAAAUUCCUCCGCUGCUUGGUGAUUCACCUUCUCUCGAGAGACUAAGAUUAGGGAAAAACCAAUUCACUGGAAGAAUCCCCGGAUCAUUGGGCAAGAUUCGUGAACUGUCACUACUAGAUCUCUCAGGUAAUUCGCUCACCGGACCUAUACCAGCUGAGCUGAUGUUGUGCAGGAAACUGAGUCAUAUUGAUCUAAACAACAACUUACUUUCUGGACCGAUACCACCAUGGCUCGGAGGUUUGCCUCAAUUAGGAGAACUUAGGCUCUCCUCCAAUCAAUUUACCGGUGCUCUUCCUCGAGAACUUUUCAAUUGUUCCAAGUUGUUGGUACUCUGCCUUGAUGGCAAUUCGCUUAACGGUACUCUCCUUGGUGAAAUCGGAAAUUUGUUAUCUCUUAACGUACUCAACCUCAACCGAAACCAACUUUCUGGACCCAUUCCUACAACCAUAGGCAACCUAAGCAAGUUAUACGAGCUACAGCUCUCAAGGAACAUAUUGAAUGGUGAUAUACCAAUUGAGCUCGGACAACUCCAGAAUCUUCAAAGCAUUCUAGAUCUCAGUUGCAACAACCUAACCGGACAAAUCCCACCUUCUAUUGGAACACUAUCCAAGCUUGAAGCCCUUGAUCUUUCUUACAAUCAACUCACGGGGGAAAUCCCUCCUCAAAUUGGUGACAUGAGCAGCUUGGGCAAGCUUAAUCUCUCCCACAACAAUCUUCAAGGCAAAUUAAGCAAACAGUUGUCACACUGGCCAGCUGAGGCAUUUGAAGGGAACUUAAAUCUUUGUGGAAGCCCUCUUGAUCGUUGCAACAACCUUGCAUCCAGCAAGCAGCAAUCAGCCCUAAGCGAAACAUCUGUGGUGGUCAUAUCGGCAAUUUCAACUUUAGCUGCAAUUGCUCUGCUGGCGCUGAUAGUAGCCAUCUUCAUGAAACAGAGGAGAGAAUAUUUAAAGAGAGCCAGUGAAGUGAAUUGCACCUACUCUUCCAGUUCUUCCCAAGCACGGAGAAGGCUACUCUUCCAGAAUGGUGCUGCUAAUCAGGACUACAAAUGGGAAGACAUCAUGCAAGCCACAAAAUUUUUAAACGAGGAGUUUGUCAUUGGCACUGGAGGGUCUGGAACGAUCUAUAAAGCUGAAUUACCAACGGGAGAAACAGUGGCCGUCAAAAAGAUUUCUUGGAAGGAGGAUCUUCUAUUGAAUAGAAGCUUCACAAGAGAAAUUAGGACACUUGGGAGGAUAAGGCACAGGCAUCUAGUGAAGUUGAUGGGGUAUUGUAGCAACAGAGUGGCUGGUUUGAAUCUCCUGGUAUACGAGUACAUGGAGAACGGAAGUGUGUGGGAUUGGCUGCAUAAGCAUCCGGUGAAUAUCAAGAAGAAGAGCCUUGAUUGGGAGGCUAGGAUAAGGAUUGCUGUGGGAUUAGCCCAAGGAGUGGAAUACAUCCACCAUGACUGCGUGCCAAAGAUUGUUCAUAGGGACAUCAAAUCAAGCAAUGUGCUGUUAGAUUCUAAUAUGGAAGCACAUUUGGGAGAUUUCGGGCUAGCAAAAUCGCUUGCUGAGAAUUAUGACUCCAACACAGAAUCAAAUUCAUGGUUUGCAGGGUCUUAUGGUUAUAUUGCGCCAGAAUAUGCUUAUACAUUGAAGCCAACUGAGAAGAGUGACGUCUACAGUAUGGGCAUUGUACUAAUGGAGCUUGUCAGCGGGAAAAUGCCAACCGAUGUCCUUUUCGGUGUAGACAUGGACAUGGUGAGAUGGGUGGAGACGCGUAUCGAAAUGCAAGGUUCUGAUCGUGGGGAACUGAUUGAUCCUGCAUUGAAACUGCUCUUACCUUGUGAGGAAUCUGCAGCAUAUCAGGUGCUUGAAAUAGCACUAAAGUGCACGAAAACCGCUGCACAAGAGAGGCCAUCUGCCCGGCAGGCAAGUGAUCUCCUCAUCCAUGUUUUGAGUAACAGGAUGGUGGAUUUUGACAAGAUGAAUACGGAACCCUACAAAUGACCUGACGUUGUUAGUUCCCAUGGAUUGAAGUUUUAAAUCACUAUAAAGAGAACUCGUUGGUGCAAUCUCAUAUUGUGAAACAUUCAUAUUAUUCGUACUUUAUGCCAAAAUCUACGCUCAGAAACGUAGAAGCCCGAGUUAGUAUUAAAAUGUUUGAAUGGCUUUUGUUGAGAAUUUUUUUUCUUUUUUUUAUAAAUAGUUGAAAGAAAAUCCAUCCAUUCUAAUAAUAUCUGUGGAAUUGGACACCAAGACAUAUUCUUCUUCUCUUCCACAUAAUCCAGCAAGCAAACAUGCAGCACCCAUCUCAUUAGUUUGAAUAAGCUGCGAUGGUUCAUACUACCUACACGACUUCAAAGUUCAAAUACCACAAAAGACAUGGCUAUUCAAGCUACACAAGCGCAAGCAAAUAGGCCGUGAGGAGGAUGACAAACCAACCCUCCCCCCUUUUUAUGUUUCCUUAAAGCAUUGCUUGAUUGUAAGGAUGAAAAGAGAUAAAACAAUGAAAAUUUUAUUAUUUUAAUGAUUAAGCAACAAAGUAAAAAAAAUUACUAUGAAUUUUAAUCAUUAUA